Molecule: messenger RNA, 1428 nt
Organism: Acanthosepion pharaonis
Lineage: Eukaryota; Metazoa; Mollusca; Cephalopoda; Sepiida; Sepiidae
Source: the annotation of a GenBank genome assembly
AUGUGCGUUUCUUUAACUCUUCUCUCUCUAUUUAUCUAUUUAUUUUUAAACUUAUUCACCCAGGCUCCUUUUCUUUCUCUUCUCUUUUUCUCUCUUCUUUUUUUCCUCCCCUUUUCAUUUUCUAAUCCUCUUCUUUUUUUUCUCUUCCUCCUUUCUCCAAUCUCUUCCCUCCUUUUCUCCAAUCUCUUCUUUUUUUUCUCUUCCCUCCUUUUCUCCCAUCACCCUUUAUUUCCUUUUCUUUCAUCUCUUCUAUAUGGUCCUAUUCUACCAUAUUUCCAUUUUCCUUCUUUUCUCCUUUUCUGCCAUCACUUCUUUUUCCAAUACUCUCCCCUCUCUUUUUAUCCAUUUAUCUCCUUCUCUUUUAUCUCUUCUUUAUCCUCCUAUUCUACCAUCUCUCCUUUUCUUCCACCUCUUCUUUUUCCUCUUCCCUCCAUUUUGCCAUCUUUUCUUUUUCCUCUUCCCUCCUUUUCUCCGAUCUCUUCUUUUUCCUUUUCCCUCCAUUUUUCCGAUCUUUUCUUUUUCCUCUUCUUUUCAUUUUCCCCAUCUUUUAUUUUUCCUCUUUCUUUCUUUUCUUCCAUCUUUUCUUUUCUUCCAUCUUUUCUUUUCCUCUUCUUUUCUCUUCUCCAGUCUCUUCUUUUUCCUCUUCCCUCCUUUUCUUCCAUCUCUUCUUUUUCCUCUUUAUUCCUUUUCACCCACUUAUUUUUUAUCCUCUUAUCUCUUUUUCAUAUCUUAUUAAUCCUCAUACUCUAUCUCUCUUUUUUACUCUUCUCUCCUUUUCUCCCAUCUCUUUUAGCUCUUCCUUUCUUUUCUCCCAUCUUUUUCCUCUUCCCUCCUUUUCUUCUAUCUCUUCUUUUUCCUCUUCUUUCCUUUUUUCCAAUCUCAUUUCGUCUCCCCUUCUUUUAUCGCAUCACUUAUUUUCUUCCUCUCUCUUUUUCUUCAAUUCUUUUUUAUCCUUUAAUUUCCUUUUUUUAUCACUUCUUUCUCCUCCUAUUCUACCAUCACUCCUUUUCCUUCUUCUCUCCUUUUCUCCCAUCUCUUCUUUUUCCUCUUCUUUUCCCUCUUCCCUCUUUUUCUUCCAUUUUUUUAUCCUUUUAUCUUCUUUUCUUUCAUCUCUUCCUCAUCCUUCUAUUCUACCAUCUCUCCUUUCCCCUCUUCCCUCCUUUUCUCUCACCUCUUCCUUUUCCUCAUCCCUCUUUUUCUUUCAUCUUUUUCCACUGCCCGCUUUACUUUUUUUCUCUUCUUUAUCACCCUCUUAUUUUUUCAUCUCUUCUUUGUCUCCUUUUCUUCCAUAUUUGUUCUUCCCUAUUUCUUUUUCUUCUAUCUUUUCUUCCAUCUCUUCUUAUUCCCCUUCAAUCUUUUUUCCAUCUUUUCUUCCUCAUCAAUCUGCUUUACCAUCAUUUUCUUACCUUCCUUUUUUCUUCCCUUUAG